Helianthus annuus (common sunflower) is the source of this 575-nucleotide messenger RNA. Its product is annotated as 40S ribosomal protein S28-2. Gene Ontology annotation, biological process: ribosomal small subunit assembly; translation; maturation of SSU-rRNA. The transcript has 2 exons. NCBI's taxonomy places the organism in Eukaryota, Viridiplantae, Streptophyta, Magnoliopsida, Asterales, Asteraceae. Gene Ontology annotation, cellular component: ribosome; cytosolic small ribosomal subunit. The record is from RefSeq and is a predicted model, not a curated record. Bases 165 to 362 code for a protein of 65 amino acids. Gene Ontology annotation, molecular function: structural constituent of ribosome.
UAGAGCAUAAGCCCAACCCGGCUAAACAAUGUUUUACAGCUUAUACGUCUUCCGUAUAAAACCUUCCACCUAGGGUUUUAUCGUUUCGUCAGUCAUCAAGAGCAGCCGCACCAUAGCUUUGUGUUCUGUUAAUCAAUCUCUGUAAUCACAUCAGCUGGUGAAAGAUGGAAUCUCAGAUCAAGCACGCAGUUGUGGUGAAGGUAAUGGGCAGAACCGGGUCGAGAGGACAGGUUACACAGGUGAGAGUGAAGUUUCUUGAUGACCAGAACCGUUUCAUCAUGAGGAACGUGAAAGGACCAGUCCGAGAGGGUGAUGUUCUUACUUUGCUCGAGUCCGAGAGAGAGGCUAGGAGGUUGCGUUGAUUUCGGUUGUCUUGUCAUCAUCAUUGCAAUGGUUCAGUUUUUACUCUCAUUUUGGUGUUACUUUUGAUGUUUGUUUUGAGUUGCAGACAUGAUGUUUUGGUUUUGAGAAGAUAUGAUUAGUGUAAUAUGUGUUUCAUCUUUUGAAUGGGUAAUUGAUUCAGUAGUAAAACACUGGAUAUUAAGUUUAUGAUAUUUUAGGUCAUUUGAGAGCCA